Molecule: messenger RNA, 207 nt
Organism: Gaeumannomyces tritici R3-111a-1
Lineage: Eukaryota; Fungi; Ascomycota; Sordariomycetes; Magnaporthales; Magnaporthaceae
Exons: 1
Coding region: 1-207 (68 amino acids)
Source: RefSeq, a predicted model, not a curated record
AUGACGGGGGAGCUUGCCCAAGUACCAAAGUACCAGGCCCGUACUAGCCCGUUCCCGUCACUCAAUCCCAUUCAAUCGGCUGCCAGUGCCUGGCUCCAGCUGGAGUGGGCGCCUGGCCGCUCGGCUCAAAGCGGCAAGGGUGAGCCGGGGGCUCCACACAAGGUGCCCACUUGCCCGCAAAAGAAACCGGAGCUGUCUGUCUGCUAG